This is a messenger RNA of Agrilus planipennis (emerald ash borer), 680 nucleotides long. It is a transcript of the gene mRpS17, whose product is annotated as 28S ribosomal protein S17, mitochondrial. The transcript is spliced from 2 exons. Bases 134 to 613 code for a protein of 159 amino acids. The record is from RefSeq and is a predicted model, not a curated record. Gene Ontology annotation, biological process: mitochondrial translation. Gene Ontology annotation, cellular component: mitochondrial small ribosomal subunit. NCBI's taxonomy places the organism in Eukaryota, Metazoa, Arthropoda, Insecta, Coleoptera, Buprestidae. Gene Ontology annotation, molecular function: structural constituent of ribosome.
AGGCAUAGAUAAUAGACUAUGAUAAUAGAUAUAAGGGGAAACUGUGGAGUAAAUUGAAUAAGAUUUUUAAGUUUGCGUACAGCAUUUUUUCUAAAAAUUUCAAGCAAAAACUAUUGUUUCCUAUACGUUUGAUAUGGCUUUACAGUCAGUCAAGAAAAUAUCACUUCUACUGGGGCACUGUGUUCCAUCUGUUAAGUCACAAGCUUCAAAAAUAAGAAUAAAAAGGUUAGAAUUAGAUACCAAUUUGUUGAUGUAUUUUAGAAAAGAUGACUAUAUAUACGCUUACGACCCAAAUAAAAUAUGCAAGACUGGCGACAUAGUUUUAGUAGAACUACUAGCUGAAAAGUUGACUCCACUUAUAACACACAAAGUUAAAGAAGUAGUUUAUCGUCUUGGAGACAUUACAGAUCCUCUUACAGGGAAGAAAGUAGUAGUUGACAAGUUUAGACACCAAAUUGAUGCAAUUGAUGAUGUGUUUGGCCCUUCACCUUCCAAGUUUAAUUAUGAUAAAGCACCAGAAAGAGGAUGGUUAGAAGAUAAGAAAGAUUUCACACAUGUCGAAACAUACAUUAAAUAUCACGAAACAGGAGAAGAGCAACCAUAUGCAGUUUAAAAGGAAAAUGCAUUAAGAUUAUAUCUAGCAGUAUAUUAUCAUUGUAAUAAAUUUAUAAAUAGUGUUA